Molecule: messenger RNA, 1599 nt
Organism: Vicia villosa (hairy vetch)
Lineage: Eukaryota; Viridiplantae; Streptophyta; Magnoliopsida; Fabales; Fabaceae
Product: GDSL esterase/lipase At5g03810-like
Exons: 8
Coding region: 1-1599 (532 amino acids)
Molecular function (GO): hydrolase activity, acting on ester bonds
Source: RefSeq, a predicted model, not a curated record
AUGGCAACUUUAAUUCCCUUUUUAACUCUCAUUAUUUUGUUUGAAAUUGUGUUGGUUAUCAAAGGAGAGCCUCUAGUUCCAGCAUUAUUUGCAUUUGGAGACUCAAUUAUUGAUGUUGGCAAUAACAACUAUUUACAAACGCUGGUUAAAGCAAACUUCUUCCCUUAUGGAAGAGACUUUGUGAAUCACUCUCCAACCGGAAGAUUUUCUAAUGGAAAGGUUGCCGCAGAUUAUGCAUCUGAGGUUUUUAGAUUUACCUCAUAUCAACCGGCUUACCUAAACCUAGUUAAGGAAAGAAACAAUCUUUUGAUCGGUGCCAACUUUGCCUCAGCUGCUACUGGUUACCAUCCUUCCACACCUAUAAAAUAUAAUGUACUUUCAUUAGGCCAACAACUAGAAUACUACAAGGAAUACCAGAAAGAAUUGGUGAAAACAAUUGGACAAUCAAAAGCACUAUCAGUAAUAUAUGGUUCAAUAUAUUUUGUUGUUGCCGGGAAUAGUGAUUUUGUACUAAAUUAUUACGUAGAUCCAUUUCUCCAAACAAUUUACACACCUUAUCAAUUCUCAGACAUUCUUUUGCAAUACUACUUUAAUUUCAUCCAGGAUUUAUAUGCACUAGGAGCAAGGAAGAUUGGUGUGUCAACAUUACCUCCUAUAGGUUGUAUGCCUAUAGUCAUCACUUUCUAUGGUUUUCCCUACAACACAUGUGUAGAAAAAAUAAACGAUGUUGCUAUUGACUUCAAUAAAAAACUCAAUCUCACUUCAACGAAAUUGCUAAAAAAGUUUCCAGACCUUAAACUGAUCAUCCUUGAUAUCUACCAACCUCUCUAUAAACUUAGCACCAAACCUUCUGAUUAUGGAUUUUCAGAAUCUAGGAAGGCUUGUUGUGGGACAGGAUUAGUAGAAGUUACUUUUGCAUGCAAUUCAAUAUCUAUAGGAACAUGUGCUAAUGCAUCGGAAUAUGUAUUUUGGGAUAGUUUUCAUCCCACACAAGCUACACACAAGAAUUUCGAAAUGGAUUUAGUGUGUCUUCCGUUAGAUCAACUUGAUGUUAUCCUUAGAAUGAACUGGUUGGAAUUCAACCAUGUUUAUAUGAACUGUUCAGCUAAGAUAAUUAUUUUUCCUGAGUCUAGGGAUGAGAAUUCUAGUGGAAAAGUAGCAAUUGGUAAUUUAGCGAUUGUUCGUGACUUUCCAGAGGUAUUUCCUGAAGAUAUAAGUGAUUUACCACCAGAGUGUAAAGUGGAGUUCGCGGUUGAUUUAAUUCCAUAUCGUAUGUCGGCAUCCGAAUUGAAAGAUUUGAAGAAUCAACUUGAAUAUUUGCUUGAGAAGAGUUUCAUUCGUUCGAGUGUGUCACUGUGGGUUGUACCAAUUUUGUUGGUUAAGAAGAAAGAAGGCUCUAUAAGACUUCGUGUGGAUUAUAUAGACAGUUGCAUAAGGACUUCUUCUGGAGUUAAGCUUGGUAUAUUGAACCUUACUAGUGGUAUUCUUGAUGAGAUUCGGAAAUGUCAGAAAUCUGAUUUGAGUUUGGUGGAUCGGAUGACUUUGAUCAAUCAAGGUCGGGGUGGUGAUUUUCGAAUUGAUGAAAGUGGUAUCAUGUGA